AUGUGUCCAUCGCGCAUUCACCAGCGGAUUCCUUCGCCCCCGAUCUCGACAUCGAUCUUCCUUCGAGCAUACAGUAAUAACCGCAACCCAAGAAACCCUUUCCGCCCAGGCCCAAAACUCAAGAACACUCGUGAAUCCAACCCAUGGUUGUCGCUGAACCCCGAGUCUGAGCUGCCACUUCGAGUCAGACAACCCGCCGUCCACCCAGAGGCGUACAUUAUUUCAACUGCCCCGCUCGAGCGGUCCCGCAGAGCGAACAACUACUUGAUCUGCGAACCAUCCAAGUUCGAGGUUUUCUCAGCACCCCCUCCGCCUACGGGACUCGCCCCAAUGAAGUGCUUCUUCCAGAUCGUCACGACCCCGACGGCCGACACGCCCGGUACAGUCGUCGCCCUCAAUUUCCCCGACAAGCGAUACUUUUUCGGACAGAUAGCAGAGGGCACGCAGCGAGCUUGCACGGAGCGUGGUGUCAAGAUCACCCUUCUCACAGAUAUCUUUGUGACCGGACGAGCAGAAUGGGCCAACACCGGAGGAUUGGUUGGAAUGAUCCUGACACUUGCCGAUGCGGUUAUAUCGUCAAAUAAAGCUGUCGAAGAAGAGCUUGCCGCGAAGGCUGAACGUCUGCGUGAACAACAAUUAGCAAACCCAGAAAAGCCCAACAAGCCGCCAAAAAAGGCACAACGCCAUGGAAAAGCCUACAUUGAGCGCGAAGGUGAAACAGUUCCUCAGCUUGGGAACCUCACAAUCCAUGGGCCUACGAAUAUCACACAUACGCUGGCUACGGCCCGUCGCUUCGUUUUCAGAAAGGGAGUUCCAGUGUUUAUGAAAGAAUAUGAAUCCGAGAUGAACGCCAAGGGACUGCCCACAGAAGCCGAAGAUCCAUUCGAGACACCUUCGUGGACUGAUUCGAACAUCAAGGUCUGGGCGCUGCCCAUCAAGCCUACUGCAACCAGACAGUCCAGCGCAAAGGCUCGGUCUCAGAGCCCACGGAAGCGGAGCUUGGAUGAGUUCCAGGAAUCUGAAGCGGAAGGAUUCAUGGACCAGCGCACGAAGGACCGACUGACUACACAGUCUAUUGUGCAGGACAUGUUCAACUCAACCUGGAAAAUGGAUACUCUUCAUGAAACCCCACUCGCCCAAGUUCAAAUGCCUGCGGUUAUGUUCAUCCGAAACCCGGAAACCAAGGAUCUUGAGCAAUAUAAGGGACCCGCUCCAGGUGACGAUGAACCACUCCCGGAUAUCAAGGUUCUUGUGCGGAAGCCUUGGCCUGGUGCGACUGUUGAAAAACUUCCACCGACUACUCCCGCCAAGGAGUCCGUUUGCUAUAUUGUGCGCAAUCAUGAUAUUCGCGGAAAGUUCGACCCAAAGAAGGCCAAGGAACACAAUGUUCAGAUGGGUGAAAAGUUCGCUCUUCUUACAAAGGGUCAGAGCGUGGAGUCAAAUGAUGGCAAAAUUGUCACACCAGAUAUGGUCCUAGGUGCCACUCGGGUUGGUAAGGGUGUCGCUAUCAUGGACGUGCCUUCAGUCGAGUACCUUGACGACCUAGUCUCUCGGGCCGAAUGGAAGUCUCCUACUGUGACAACCGGCUUGCAAGCAUUUAUUUGGAUGCUCGGUGCUGGGGUUGCCGAAAGCCCCAAGUUCCAAGAAUUCGUCGCCAGCAUGUCUCACUGCACGCACACAGUCUCCGGCACCGACCAGUGCCCAAAUUACCUGGCUCUAGGAAGCUGUGCUAGCUCCGCCGUUCAACUCUCCGCUCUACAGCCCAGAACUUACUCAGUCCCUGUACACGAUAACGUCACUUUGCCUCAGCCGGGUUUCUCAACUACUGGAUCCAAGUCUGCAAUUGCCGCUCGUGAAAAGCUCCCCCUUAUUCCCCUCAACCCCGGAACCAUGCUUCAACUUGAGCCCACCUUUGGUCUGAAUGAUGAAGAAGCUAUGGUCCGCUUCAACCCACGAACUGCUACGAACAAAAUGCCACGUGCAGUCCAACAGCGCUUGCACGUUACCAACCAGCGCGUGGCUAAACCUGCCUUCAAGCAGCUGUUGCAGAAGCAACAGGAGACAUGGCCCGGAACGGAUGCAGAAAUCAUUGCGCUUGGUACUGGUUCUUCAGUUCCUGGCAAGUACCGCAAUGUUUCUGCGACAUUGGUCAAGGUCCCUGGAUAUGGCUAUUAUCUCCUUGAUUGUGGAGAAAACACCCUUGGUCAGAUGAAGCGAGUGUUCGAGGCCGAUGAGCUUCGCGACAUUCUCCAAAAUUUGCGGAUGAUCUGGAUCAGCCAUUUGCACGCUGACCACCACCUUGGCACUGCCUCCCUGAUCAAAGCCUGGUACAAGGAGAACUUUAAAAAUGGAGCUAAACCAACCUCCCCAGACGCCGGAAUUACAGAAAUUCUCAACGAAAGGCGAUUGGCCGUCGUUUCUGAUGACGCAAUGAUCUCCUGGCUUGAGGAGUAUUCGCAAGUCGAGGAUUUUGGAUUCCACAAGCUUCUCAACCUCGGUGCUCACCCCAGUGCAAACCUCAAGACUCAAUUCUCCCACCGCCUCCCCUCUGGUGAUCGUGCCCAACUUUCCUUCACAGACAAUGACUCCCCCACUACUCCUCUGCUCAAGGCCGCCACUGGCCUAGAAGACCUCCUCACUUGCCGAGUGAAGCACUGCAAGGGUUCCCUCGCCGUAUCCCUCGUAUUCCCGAAUGGAUUCAAGCUUUCCUACUCAGGCGAUUGCAGACCCUCUGAAAAGUUCGUCGCCAUCGGCAAGGACUCCACAGUCCUCAUCCACGAAGCCACUUUCCACCCCAACAUGACAGGAUCGGCAAUGGCAAAACGUCAUUCCACAUCCGACGAAGCAAUUGAAGUCGGCAAACGCAUGCAAGCGCGCGCCAUCCUCCUCACUCACUUCAGUCAACGCUACCAGAAGGUACACUUCUCCGACAACCGUCGUGGUGAUAAGAUGCACCCAGAAGAUGUCCCAGCAAAGGAGCCCGUCGACGCAGACAUCCCAUUCGAUGAUCCUCAAGAAGAAGCCGUUGGAGCCACCCUGUCUGAUGACAUCACCAUGUCCAGACAGAAGCGCACGGCUGCCUCGUUCAAUGGUCCGAUCGUUGGUGCGAUGGAUUACAUGCGUCUCAAGGUCAGUGACUUUUAUCUUGCGCAGGCUUACGCGCCUGCGCUUGAGAAGCUGGUUGACAUUAACGAGCGCGUUUCUUUGGAAGAGUCGGCGCGGGUGGUGAAGGCUAGACAAGAGGAGGAAGACAACAGGAAGGCGAAGAAAGAUAAGAAGUGGGCUGCUAAACAGGCUGCUGCUGCUGCGGCUUCUGCUACUGCGGCUGCGGUUGCGACUGCAGUAGUUGAGGCUGAACCUCAGGCCCAGGAACCUUCCAAGUCUGCUUGGAGUGCGAGUGAAAGUGAGGAUGGGUGGGAGACCAGUGAUGCUGAGCUGUGA
Molecule: messenger RNA, 3441 nt
Organism: Penicillium brevicompactum
Lineage: Eukaryota; Fungi; Ascomycota; Eurotiomycetes; Eurotiales; Aspergillaceae
Product: ribonuclease Z
Exons: 2
Coding region: 1-3441 (1146 amino acids)
Biological process (GO): mitochondrial tRNA 3'-end processing
Cellular component (GO): mitochondrion
Molecular function (GO): 3'-tRNA processing endoribonuclease activity
Source: RefSeq, a predicted model, not a curated record